Messenger RNA from Acinonyx jubatus (cheetah), 12010 nucleotides. RefSeq names its product SHH signaling and ciliogenesis regulator SDCCAG8 (gene SDCCAG8). Gene Ontology annotation, biological process: centrosome cycle; neuron migration; tube formation. The coding region runs from base 156 to 2666 and encodes 836 amino acids. NCBI's taxonomy places the organism in Eukaryota, Metazoa, Chordata, Mammalia, Carnivora, Felidae. Gene Ontology annotation, cellular component: centrosome; centriole. The transcript is spliced from 18 exons. The record is from RefSeq and is a predicted model, not a curated record.
CUCCAGGCAGUCUCUUGGCAACCGGAUCUGGCUGCCAAACCGCCAAACCUUGAGGCGCAAUGACCUCUGGGAAUUGUAGUUCAGUUGGAAGGGCCUUUUAGGAGCCUCGUGACUGCAGGCCCGCAGUCUGCGGACUACAACUCCCGAAAUCAACCAUGAGGGCGAAUGGGUGGGAAGGGCCCCCAGCGAGCUCCGACCGGGAUUCCAUGCUCCCCAGUGACAGCAGCGGCAGGAAGCUGGCGGGUGCUACUCCGGCGCCAAGGCCUCUGGUUCCCCGAAGGGCGACAUCGGACAUUUCCCUACGUAACUCCCAUCUCUGGGCCCCGAGUCUGUGCAUGGCGAAGUCCCCGGAGAACUCUACCCUGGAGGAGAUUCUAGGGCAGUAUCAACGGAGUCUCCGGGAACGUGCAAAUAGAAGCAUUCACCAACUGAAAUGUGCCCUGAGAGAAGGUGAUGUCACCGUUGGAGAAGAUGCUGCGGGUCCCAGUGUGGAAAAUGAGGAAAAUGAGGAAAAUGAGGACGCUGGGACAGCCUGGCAUGAACUGCGACACAGCCAUGCCGUUAAUCAGCUCAAAGCUUUGUUGCGCCAACAAGCAACUAAGGAGAGUGAGGUGUCUCCAUCAAGAAGGCAAAAAGUGUCCCCUCUGCUAGCGUCAGAAGAUGAGGAAGCCAACGUGCCUACCAUCCACAAUCUUGUUCCGAUCAUCAAUGACCAGUCUCAGUACAUUCAUCAUUUAGAGGCAGAAGUCAAGUUCUGCAAGGAGGAACUCUCUGGAAUGAAAAACAGGGUACAAGUAGUUGUGCUUGAAAAUGAAAGUCUCCAACAAGAGCUGAAAUCUCAAAGACAAGAGGAAGCAAUGAGGGAACAAACACUUCUGGAUGCAUCUGGAAACAUGCAGAAUUCUUGGAUUACAACAGGUGAAGAUUCUGGGGUGGGUGAAGCUGCCAAGAGACGAUUCUCCCACGGCAACGCGGAUAUUGUCAUAGGUGCAUCUGCUGGGGAAGCCGAAAAACUGAAACCGGAACUGGAGAGGCUGAAACUUACUUAUGAAGAAAAGACUGAAGUCCUAGAAUCUCAAUUGAAAUUUUUAAGGAAAGACUUAGCUGAAUAUCAGAAAAAUUGUGAAGAUCUUAAAGAGCGACUGAAGCAUAAAGAGUCUCUCCUCGCUGCGAACACUUCUAACUGGGUUGGUGGCCUGUGUUUGAAAUGUGCUCAGCACGAAGCUGUUCUUUCCCAAACCCAUAAUAACGUUCACGUGCAGACCAUUGAAAGACUGACUAAGGAAAGAGAUGACUUAAUGUCCGCACUAGUUUCCGUCAGGAGCAUCUUGACAGACGUGCAGGAAAGAGAAGCCGGCGCUUAUGAGCAGGUGAAGCAAGCCGUGCAAGUGGCCGAGGAAGCCAAUUUCGAGAAGACCAAGGCUUUAAUCCAAUGUGAACAGUUGAAGAACGAACUGGAGAGGCAGAAAGAGCGACUUGAAAAAGAACUCGCAUCGCAGCAAGAAAAAAGGGCCUUUGAGAAAGAGAUGAUGAAAAAGGACCUAACAAAAGAAAAGGAGGACCUGGGAUCAAAGAUAUUGUCCCUGUCUCAAAAUAUUGCCCAACUGGAGGUCCAGGUUGAAAAGGUUACAAGAGAGAAGAUUUCAGCUAUUAAUCAACUAGAGGAAAUUCAAAACCAGCUUGCUUCCAAGGAAAUGGAUGUCACAAAGGUGUGUGGGGAAAUGCGCUAUCAGUUGAAUAAAACCAAAAUGGAGAAGGAUGAGGCAGAGAAGGAGCACAGAGAGUACAGAGCAAAAACUAAAAGGGAUCUUGAAAUGAAAGAUCAGGAAAUAGAGAAAUUGAGAUUAGAAGUCAGUGAAAGCAAACAGCACUUGGAACGGGAGCAGCAGAAGGCAGCCGGGGCCAGAGAGGAGUGCCUGCAACUGACAGAUCUGCUGAGCGAGUCCCAGCACCAACUGCACCUCACCAGAAUCUCGCAGAUCUGCCUCUUCCCCCUUGAUCGACUCUAUGAAAAUGUCUCAGUUCUUUGUCCUGCGGUACUGCAGAUAUUUUCACAUCCAAGAGAAGGUCUUGCCUUGAGACUGGAAAAAGAUAGCAUUCAGCAGAGGCUUAGCAACGAAGCAAAGGCCCAAGCCCUUCAGGCCCAGCAAAGGGAGCAGGAGCUGACACAGAAGAUACAGCAAAUGGAGGCCCAGCAUGACAAAACUGAAAAUGAACAGUAUUCACUGCUGACCUCCCAGAAUACAUUUUUGACAAAGUUAAAGGAAGAGUGCUGUGCAUUAGCCAAGAAACUGGAACAGAUCUCCCAAAAAAGCAGAUCUGAAAUAGCUCAGCUCAGUCAAGAGAAAAGGUAUACGUAUGACAAACUGGAAAAGUUACAGAGAAGAAAUGAUGAAUUGGAGAAACAGUGUGUCCAACAUGGGAGACUACAUGAGAUAAUGAAGCAAAGAGGAGGCAAGCCACUUGGAGGCAGAAGACGGGGAGCUUUCUCUGUUCCCGUUUUGCUUUCUCUUCCCCUGGAUUACGGAGAACGGCCUCGCACCACCCAGAAGCUGGGCCAGUGGAGCGUUCUUAUCCCAAACAAACGUUCCACAGCUGCCUGGCAGGAAGGGCAGUGGCCACCGUUCAGCCUAGAGAAUCACCCUCGUGUACAGGUUUCCGAGUGACCUGCUGCUCGGUUGGGGAUGGUGGGGGCUGCGGUCCUGCUUUCCUGAGGGAGCUGAUCUCUUCCUUGCACGGAGUCCUAGCAGGAGUGGUUUCUUAGGAGACUGGGCUGCUGAAAAUGCAAAUGGUUUCAAAAUGGUUUUCCAUAGGAGGAGAGCACUUGUUGGGAUGAGCACUGAGUGUUGUGUGGAAACCAAUUUGACAAUAAAUUAUAUUAAAAAAAAAAACAAAACCCAAAAUGGUUUUCAAUAAAUUCUUGGAUUGAGAACCCGUGCCUGGUUUUUAUUAAUUUUUAAUUUUUAUUUUUUUUAAUCUUUUUAAUGUUUAUUUAUUUUUGAAGGAAAGAGGGACAGAGAGUGAGUGGGGGAGGGGCAGAGAGAGAGGGAGACACAGAAUCCGAAGCACUGAACUGUCAGCACAGAGUCCAACGCGGGGCUCAAACUCACAAACCACAAGAUCAUGACCUGAACUGAAGUCGGUCACUUAACCGACUGAGCCACAUAGGCCCCCCCGCCGAGAACCCGUGCCUGGUUUUUAAAGGGUACUAUGAAUGCAUUAAGUCCCAUUCCUAGAAUGAUAAUGAAUGAAGAAAUCAGCAAGUAAUGAAUAACUGUCCUCUCUCUCAAUUGGGUGAAUAUCAUUUUUCUACUUCUCUUUUUGUCAUUUUUAUUUGGUCUAAGCAUCCAUCCAUUUUCCUUUCCUUUUUUUAAAUUUAUUUUUUAAUGUUUAUUUUAAUUUUGAGAGAAAGAGCACAAACAGGGGAGGGGCAGAGAGAGAGAGAGAGACAGAGACAGAGAAUCUGAAGCAGGCUCCAGGCUCCCAGCUGUCAUUACAGAGCCCGUUGCAGGGCUUGAACCCACACACUGUGAGAUCAUGACCUGAGCCAAAGUCGGACGCUUAACCCACUGAGCCACCCAGGUGCCCCCCAUUUUUCCUUUCUUAAUUAGGUCAUGGUAUUUGCCAAGAUGAUGAUUACAGCACACAAACUGCUUCACACACACACACACACACACACACACACACAAUAAUGCAACAUCCUGCCUCUUGCCUCCCUUGCUACAUUUGUUGUGGGCAGCACUUUUCCAUAUGUAUUUUGUGAACAAUCAGUUCCACAAAAUGGUCUUUGAAAAAAGCAGAGGAUUUAGUUUGGGACUUAUUGCAUAAACUACCCACUCUUUAGAGAGGGAAAACUUACAUUAGUGUAUUAAAAGCCUUGAUAAAUCAUAGAAAUUAUUAAUCAUUUUUAAAGUUUAAGUUGGCUUUAAUUAAAAUAAUAAUAUAGACAUUUGUAAACAUUUAAACUUUACUAAACUUUACAGAUAAGGGUAAAAGGGCAGGGCUUUAAGCCACCCUGCAGGACUGUGUGUGGAGACAGAUCACAGGUCGAAGCGUGGAAGUGACCAUGUGGACUGUGUGGUUUCUUGUGGCUCCGUGAUCAUCUCUCAUCCCUUUGCCUCUCUGUUCCACUGUGUGUCCUUUGUACCCUGGAGCACAGUGAUCACCAGGUUGUGCUUUCUAACUCACCGGCAGGGGGACCCACCCAUGACUGCUGCACAUGGAGGCGAUGGGGUUGUUACCUGUAGGACAAGUUUGAGAUGUGAUUAACCCUGGUUACUGAGACUGUGUCAUGGAGCGGAUUUCUCGAGAAACAGGUCCUCUGUUACCGAGUAUGUGGCUCUCAUGAGCCAGGAGAGUAAACAUCCAUUUUUCUCUCGGGUCAUAGGCUCUCAGAAGGGAUUUUUUUGUUAUGUUCCUCCUCCUUCUCAGGGAUCUAGGGUCAUUUCUGAGUAUAUAUAGAAAGAAGGUCUGUGUUCACUUAAUUAUUUAUUUUUUCAUUUAUUGUUUAUACACUCUUCAGAUACUGAGUGCUGACUAUGGUAAUAGAGGCGUGUGGUAGGCUCGGGGAUGAAAGGGACCUGAGACUGAACCCUGGUCUUUGAGAAUACAAGGCCAGAUGCUCUUGCCUAUGUUCCCUGAGGUCUGGAAUACUUUUUCUUCUCGGCCUACGGGCCUCAUGUUUCUCAAGAGACAGGUCAGCUGUCCUCUCUUGAGGGACGCCUUCCUUCACCCACUGUCUGGGUGUUCAAACCACACUUUGUUCAAGUGCACAGGACGCCGUCUUUAUUCUUUGAAUGUCCAACUGGUUAGACCCUGAGUUCCUUGAGAACAGGACCCGUGUCCCAGUCAUUUGUUUCUCAAGCCUGUCGCCCAGGUACUUAGGUACUUAGGUACCAGGUACUUAGGAGACACUCACUCUGUGACUUUGCAAUCAUUUUUACCUUCCAGCUCGCCUUUUUCAGCCUCCCCAAAAGUGUAGAAGCAGGAAAAAUAGUGAGCUAAAAGCAGAGCUUGAUGGGAAUAUACAACUUUAAAAACAUAUUUUAUAACCUCUUACCCGGAUCCUCACAUUUGGAAAAAAAACCAUUCAAUUCUAGGUGUGUCGAAUUGCUGUCAUUGAGUAAAUAUAAAUCUAAACUGUUAUUGUGUAAGGAUGUGUAUCCAGUGAGCACUCAAUAAAUAUUAGUCACAGCUAUUAAACAUGCUUUGAUCUCACUAGUACUAGAGGUGGUUCCUCACUCUAUUUAGGCCAUUUAACUACUCACUGUCUUGUUAGUUGGUCCUUAUCUUGUAAGGUUUGUAGGUCAUAUUUAAUGGAGCUGAAUAUGAGGGUUGGCAGCAGUUACAUAAAUGACUUUGACUUUACAAAUUUUACAGCAAUCACUUGGAACGAGUUAUAUAUUUCCCAAGCUUUUGGUUUCCCCAGUGGCCUGAUAUAUUAGAGGAUAACUAUUAACUUGCAAAUUUUGUGAGAGUUGUUUUUUUUUUUUUUUUUUUAAUCAGCCAAAGUUGACGUUUUACCCAACGCCUGUGAUUUCUGUAUCGUAGGUGAAGGAGAGAAUCUCGAAUUGAGGCGGGGGAACAUUUUUCUUGUUUUACAUGGCCAGACAGAACAGCCCUUGGAAGAUGAUCCUUGGAAAGAGAUGAUCAUUUCUUGCUCAAACCAAAUAUACCUUAACUUCUGUUAUGUCUCCCACUGUAAAAUAAUCCUUUCUGGGACUUGCGUCUGGAAGUGCCCCAGGUUUUCCACAUGACCCUUAAAACACAGGGACAUUUGUGCUGCAUUUCAUAUUUCUUAUUUUGAAUUACGCCACUGUGUCCACCUGCAACGUCAUCUCCUGCUGGGCCUGGCGGGAUCAGAGGGUCCCGGAUUCCUUGGGUUUGUCACUAGAACCAGGAGGGCUGAGCGAGUGCAGGUGAGGCGGCCAGGGGGCAGCUGCCUUGGCCCUUCCCCCCCAGGUCCGCGCUCCCAUCCUGGUUCCAGAUCUCCCCAUCUUCAGUGUGAAGAGUCAGUGACCCCAAGGAAAGGCUGGAAAAUGUGUGGGGCCUGCUCUCCAGAUAUCUCACAUGAGAACUACUUUCAGGGUGAGAUUUGGGGGGUUGACUAGGGCAAGGCUAACUGAAAAUCUGAGUUCUCACGGGGGACCGCCAUUUCUUAAUUCUCCGAAGUUGGUUCCCUCUUGGUCCAGUGUUUCUGUUUUCUAGCACUUACAGCACUGAGUUCAUGGUAUUGUGUGUCCUUUCCUGCCAUCAGAUGGAGAAUUCUUUGGUGUGAACCAUGUUUCCAAUCUCUGAGGUCCCGGUGUAUACAACUGUGUUGAAUCAAUGAAUAAUUCUCUAGGAACUGAAACUGUUUUAAUUUAAAAGCUGUUAGCUGGGGCGCCUGGGUGGCUCAGUCGGUUGAGCGUCCGACUUCAGCUCAGGUCAUGAUCUCGCAGUUUGUGGGUUCAAGCCCCACAUCGGGCUUUGUGCUGUCAGCUCAGAGCCUGGAGCCUUCUUCGGGUUCUGUGUCUCCCUCACUUUCUGCCCCUCCCCUGCUCAUGCUCUGUCUCUCUCUGCCUCAAAAAUAAAUAAAAACAUUUAAAAAAUUUUUUUUAAAAAUAAAUAAAUAAAAAUAAAAGCUGUUAGCUAAUGGUUAGUAUUGGUAUACACUGAUUACUUAUGUGCCCUCAUUUCAUUCCACCCGUCCAUUAGGAUUUGAACUCAUCGGGCUUUAUCAGCAGUUUUUUAGCCCUUUAAACUACAGUACGGUUUGGUCCAUCCAAAGCAACAGCAGCAGCAACAACAACAAACAGACAAAGGAAAGUGAAUACCUGUUACCUGACAGGAAUGGCAGGCUAUGGGGACAGAGAAGAUAAAUUAAUCACUGGUCUCUGAUCUCUGGAGAAAGAGGUGUAAAGCCGUCACCCCAUCCCGACAGGCACCAUGGGUAAAGACUUUGGUAGAGAUGUGUGUGUGUCUGCAUAGGAUCACUGAAGAGAGGCACCAAUCCAGCCCAGGAGAUGCUGGAGAACUUUCUAGAGGAAGGGACGCCAAAACGUAACUUCAGAGGGUGUGCAAGGCUGCAUGGCAGGCAAAGAGGAAACCCAGAGAGAAAAGUGAUGUCACAUGAACAACAAACAGGGUGUGUUGGAAGGUGCAAAGCAGGAAGGGGGUCCAGGCCGGAGACUUGUCUCUGUGUCCUGUAGGUAUUGGGGAACCAAUGAAGAGUGUUAAACAGGACACAGUAGCAGAUUUGCAUUUCAAAUAGCUCACUCUGGUGGCAGCAUGAAGGGUGGAUUUCGGGGAGCCAGGCAGGGAAACUAGACAGGAAAUGAUGGGUGCCUGAAAUAGAGGCGAAGGGGAGGAGGUGGAUUGGGGAAAUGUGUAGAAGGUGAAGUUGGCUAGUGGUUGAUGGGAUAUGAGAAGUGAGGGGAAGAAGGAAUCAAGUAAUUUUCCUCCUAUUACUGUUAGUACCUGUUUCUUUGGUCUAAAUCCCAGUGACAUUUUUAAAAAAUUUAUUUGUUCUGUUUUAUUUUUUAACCCACGCUGGGUGUGGAGCCCAGUGUGGGGCUUGAACUCAUGAUCCUGAGUUCAAGACCUGAGCUGAGAUCAAGAGUCAGAUGCUUAACUGACUGAGCCACCCAGGUGCCCCCCCCCCCAUGACAUUUUUUAUAGCUCUGGGGAUGAAUCUGCAGGAUGCCUGAAGAGCCAAUGACUUUGAAGAUGACAAUUGUUGGUCAUAUUUCUGUUUGGCUUAAAAUUUCCCUAAAUCAAGUCUAAUUUUUAUUUUCAAAUUUAUUUUCAAAUUUACAUAUAUUCCUGUGACUAUUCAAACUAGAUGUGUAGUUUUUGCAAGAAGCACUUUAAAUCCCAAGAAAUGUCAAGAAUUGUAUGAGAUGAGAGAUUGUAGUUGAUUUACCAAUGUUGCCAAUGUAGAUAGCCUUCCGUCACCUCCCAGCCAGGCUGCUUCCUGCUCCCUGCAGUUCACUUAGCUUAGCACCUGGCGCUGUCCUUGGUGCUAGGUUAAAGGGUCCUCCUUUGUAAGACGGACACCCAAGUAGAUAAUAAAGUGUAAUGAGUAUAAUGAUACUUCUCUUCGGCCAGUCCUACUAAUUAUGACUCUAAGCAGUGGUAUUAUUUCUAAGAGAUUAACAUUGAGAAUAAUCAAUUCAGAAUAUUAAAUAAUCAAAAUGUCCAGCAGCAGAACAUUAGUUACAUAAACAGCUAACAAUAAAUUCCCUACAAUGGAAUUCCAAAAUGCUAAUAAAAUCUCUUGUUAGCAGAAAAGUGUUUAUUGACAUGACAGACAUUCAAACUGUCUCCAUAUCUGUAAGGAGAAAUAGGAUAAAAGUAGUAUAUAUUACAUGAUUCCAUUUUUGAAAAAAAAAAAAAAAAGAUACAGAUAUAUAGACCCAAAAUAUCUUCUUCACGCUCUAGCUUUCAUAUCCCACACAUGUGGACUCAAAUUUUUUCUCUGUGCCAACUCGUAUGCAGAACUCAGCAUCUCUCUGAAUUCCCAAAAAGACUUCAUAUGCACAAAACACGGCUGAUCAGCAUGGACGUAGAGGAUAUAAUAAGAAAAGUGGUGAGCAUUUACACCCUCAGAAAUUAUAGCAUCCCUCAGAAACAAUGUAGCAAUUCCCACUGAUCCGUGGUUCUCUCUUUCAAAGUCCCUUCUAGGCUGUGUUUCCACUCAGGAAACUUUUUCCUCCCGCUGCUUCCCAUCCCCAGCCGCCAUCACCGUCUUUGCUUUGUCACAUUCUGGGGACCACUAAUUCCUUACCCCUCUAAUAUUCAGAAUAAUCCAAAUCUGCCCCUGCUCUUGCCUCAAAUGUACAUACAUUCAAACUAGCCUGGGUCUCGAGUAAAGUUAACAUUGCAAGCUUUACACACACACACACACACACACACCUAAAGAAAGUUUAAUAAAACAGUACAUACCUUUGCUAUAGACUGCAAUCUAUGUUUUCUGUUUAAUGACCUGCUAGGGGCUCGUGACCCAGAGUUUGAAAAACUGCCGUAGGAGGCCACUUAAUGACCAGAAAACUUCAGCAUGCCUGUUUGGAAUCUUCUCAGAUUAUCAAAUUACUUCUUCCAAACACUGAGUGAAUACAUUUGUUUCCAUCUUGUUACACACCUGUGUGUGCCUAUACACAUGUACACACACACAUACACACACAGAGGAAUGUCAUAGUUUACAUUAGCUGUUUCUAGGCAAAGGGGUUAUUGGUGUGUUUUCUUAACAUUUUCCAAGAAUUUCUAAGUUUUCUGCACUGAGCAUGUGUUACUUUUGUAAAAGGAAAUGUAAACAGUAAAAAAAAAAAAUUUUUUUUUUUUUUUUUUUUUUCAGAGAAGGCUCAGCUUGGGUUUUUGCCCUUCUCGGAAGCCUUCCCUGACAAACUGCUUCUAGGUUCCCUCCACCUGUUUUUCCAUUUUGCCCUUUUGAUUUCGUGUGUCCCACACUUACAUGUUUACCUUAUAGUGGCCUGUUUCCAUCGUGUUUUCCUCCUGGUUCUCAGGCCUUUCCCCUUCCCAUGCUUCUUCACCUCCCUAGACCUCUUCUUCCUUCCCUUUGCAACAAAAUUCUUAAGCUGAGAUCCAUCGAUGAGCUGUGAAUCUCUCGAAAAUGGAUGCAAAAUUUAAUGUUUUUGUUCCUUUUCUGGGAAGCAGGUCCAAUUAGUUUGUCAGUGCCUACAUUAUGCCAGGCAAGGUUCUAGGUCUGAUCUUUUGUCAGACUCUCUAAAGAAUUCCUGACCCGCUGUUCUCCAUAGUCACCCUGUUUACUUUUCUUGCCUACAGUGUAGGUGCCAUGAGGUGAGGACUGGUCUGUGUUGCUCAUCACCAGGGUCCUACUGCCUAGAACAGUUUCUGAAACAUAGUAGAAACCCAAAAAGUGGGACCUUUCCUGUAAUUACACGUUACGAGGUAGAAAAGACAUUUAUUUUACUAUCCCCAUUUUCAUAGUUGAAUAAACAUUGCGAUGUUACUUGAGGAAGAAGGAGGGAAUCAUAAGCAUCAUGGGACUCUGGGAAGUCAGACUGGGCUUCACGCUGUCUUGUUGUGGAACUGGCCACGGAGCGUUCGAUGGGCACCAGUGUGGGGGUCUGUCUCCUCAUCUUUCAGGCUGGAUCCUGUGGUUGCCUAGGCCUUUCUAUCUGAAAAUCCCACCCUUGUUGGUGGGCUCAGGGGCCCAGCCCAAGUUUGCAGGAUCCGCAUAGUAUGAACACCAGGCCUCCUAACUGCUAACGCUUGGUUAGAGAAUGCUCGACAUGCUUGAGUUUUACUUUCCCUUUGGCUUCAUAUAAUAUGGUUCAUUUUGUUUUUGAAGGUAGUUUGUUCCAUAGAAACCAGACAGGAUGUUGUUUCAAUAGUAGGCUGAUGUCUCAACAUGACAUAUUGGCCCGCUGAGAUCUCCAAAAGUGUGAAACCCGCCUCUGUGCACUUUCUGGUACGGUGUGAAUGUCUGAUACGGUGUGAAUAUUCUGACCCGACGAAACUCCUGUUAAGAAUGAUCAGAUUAUCUCAUUUUGCCAUCAAAUUGUAUUUUGAAGUGUUAAGUUGGGUAGCGUAACUGCUCUUGCUGGUUAAGUAGAUUCUCUCAACCCCUGCAAAAUAUUAUUAAAAUCUGGUAAUUCAGUCUCUAGUGCAAGUUGUAUUCCGUGUAUUUUCUUCAGACCAUGGAUGCGACUAGGACCGUGUGUUUCAAGUUCAGCUCUGUGUGUGGUAUUCCUGUGAUAAUUUCAGGAUAUAAAAUAAGAGUUUACAAAAACCAACCUGAGACCGAUACUAUACAGCAGUUUAGCAGCAAAUUUCUACUCUGGGUAUUUAACAAUAAUUGGGAUCUUUCUACUGGCUUCGCAUAAACUCAGAUUAGUAGUAAAAUGUAAGCACCAGCCCAUUUGGCAAACUCCCGCACUUGAGGCUCACAAAUUUGCUUCUGAUUGUGCUUUUCGGUCGCACCUAGCUCAGAUUUUUGCUUGGUGCUUUUUUAAAUCCUCUCAUUUACAUACUGUGGUAAAUUUAAAAUGGGAACAGAUGAAGGCUGCUAAACUUUCCUAUUUCACUGAUGAAUAUGGUAUUUUGCUUCAACUAUCUAGCUGUGAUAUAUUCAAUGACCUUUAAAACAUGAAAUAGAUACUUCUUUUCAUAUAUGCUGUGCAAGAUGGAUUAUUAGUGUUGUCUUCCCUUUGAUGGGGCUGAGUCACAGAGGCCAAGCCCAACAUCUGACAACUAAUUGCAGCAGGGCUAAAACUCUGUUUCCUGUUGACGGGCUCACGCUGUCGUGUGGGCUGAAACGCCCCCUUCACGUGGGGUCCUCUUAGAGCUGCGCAGGUGAUGCAUCUACUCCCAAGUGCACUACAGUCUGUGGAUUAUGCCUGUUUGGGGUGUUAGAAUGCAUGGUUAGGUACGAAUAAGAAACGAGGUAGUGUCUUUUUGGGUGCCCAAUAGGGAUUUGGCUCUAGCUAACCUUAAUAUGUGAUCUUAUUUAUUUAUUUGUGUUUUUUUAAUGUUUAUUUAUUUUUGAGACACAUAGAGAGACAGAGUGCAAGUGGGGGGGCAGAGAAAGGGGGAGACACAGAAUCCAAAGCAGGCUCCAGGCUCCGAGCUGUCAGCACAGAGCCUGAUGCGGGGCUCAAAGCCACAAACCACGAGAUCAUGACCUGAGCUGAAGUCAGACACUUAACCAACUGAGCCACUCAGGUGCCCCACAUCAUUGAGAUUUCUAAAAUCAUGCUUCUUGUGCAACCUGCACUGUCUCCUGGUGACACAGGCCUGUGUCCCCACUGGAUGGUGAGCACCUGUGGGGAAGAGCUCUUUAUUGGGGCCUGCAUCUUGCAUAGCGAACAGACACAGCACUUUGCAGCUGAUAGACCAUGCAUGAGGUCAAGAUUUCAAUAAACACACCAGAUGUGGCAUUCCUAAUGCGGGCAUCUGGUGGUCAGAGAAAACUUCCUAGGGGAGUUAGAAUACAAUAAUUUUGUAACUGUUCAUUUUAGUUUCAGUAAUCAAAAUCAUUAUUAAUUUU